Messenger RNA from Eimeria maxima, 1362 nucleotides. RefSeq names its product GDP-L-fucose synthetase, putative. Gene Ontology annotation, molecular function: GDP-L-fucose synthase activity. Gene Ontology annotation, biological process: nucleotide-sugar biosynthetic process. NCBI's taxonomy places the organism in Eukaryota, Apicomplexa, Conoidasida, Eucoccidiorida, Eimeriidae. The transcript has 12 exons. Bases 1 to 1362 code for a protein of 453 amino acids. The record is from RefSeq and is a predicted model, not a curated record.
AUGGUCCAUCAGGAGCUGGGUAAAGACAACGCGUACCAUCAAACUGUCACAAUAACUCCGAGCUCACUUCAGUGCUCCACCAAGGCAGCAAUCGGCACUGCGGGAUUGUCGCACAACAGACGAAGGGAUGUUUCUUUCCCAUCGCAUCAGCAACCACUACCUCAGCUGGAACAGUCGACGCAAUCAACGCCAGUCUGUCUCGUAUUGGGAGGCACAGGGCUGCUGGGGAGGGCCCUACGAGCCACUGUUGAGGAGCUGGAGGAACAGGCAGGUGACCUGGAAGGCUACCAUUUCGUAUUUGUUGGGUCAAAGGACGCAGACCUCAGAUCCUGGCCAGAAACAGAGUCUCUCUUUCAAAAGUACCAGCCCAGCGCACUGAUUCACUUAGCUGCCAAAGUUGGGGGCCUUUACGAAAACAUGAGGAAUAAUGAGGCAUUCCUUCGUGAGAAUGUGCUCAUCAACACAAAUGUCGUCCGGGCCGCUGUAGAAGCACGGGUGCACCGGGCGAUAUUUUGCCUUUCCACUUGUGCUUACCCGGAGACCACCCCGCAGCUCCCUCUCGUCGAAGAGUACCUCCACUUGUCCCCUUCUCACCCUUCAAAUGAAGGGUAUGCAGCGGCCAAGCGCUUAUUGGAACAGCAGGUUCGUUUCAGUCGUCAGCAACUCCAGGAGAACAAUCCCGGCCAAACGUUUGUUUGGAUAUGCGUCCUGCCGUGCAAUCUCUACGGACCGUUCGACAACUUUGAGCUGAAUACAGCACACGUGCUUCCAGCUCUAGUCCAUAAAACGGAGAUCGCCAAGCGCGACGGCACUCCCCUCAUCGUGCGUGGAAAAGGAGCUGCCUUGAGGCAAUUUCUGUUCAGUGACGAUGCAGCUCGUCUGUUAUUGCUGUUGUUGGUGAAGCGGCAGAUUCCUGAGACCCAUACUUUGUUGAACAUGUGCCCAGACCUUCAGGACAGCGGUACGGCUGUUCUGUCGCGCGGGUUGCUUGAUAGCGCGAGGGCACGUUUUAUCGUCACAAGCAUCCGUGAUGGAGUGGGCAAUGAGGAGGCAGGCAGUGCAAAUAUUUGUGAAGUGGCCAAUUGCCCUUCAUUGACACAUCUUCCAGUUGUGACGAUGCGUGUCGAUGUUUCUGCAGAAAUAUCCAUAGAGGACCUGGCAUUGAUGAUCAAGCGGUGUGCGCAGUUUGACGGCCCUAUAGAGUUUGAUGAGGCCGCCUCUGAAGGAAUUCUAAGAAAGCCGGCAGACAACUCCAAGCUAAGGAGUGUCGUUGGCCACGAAUUUCUGUUUACUCCUUUGGAAGAAGGAGUACAGAAGACUAUCGACUGGUUCAGAGAGAAUUCUGAAGUUGCUCGGACGUGA